GUUUUUCCGUGGUUUGAAACCAACGGCGAAACCCGAAUCUUGGGCCAAGGGUCGACCCACGCUCCGUCAUGGCCGAGGCUGCGCACGGGUACGACUUUGUGUAUCUCAAGACGGCCGUGGGCGCGCCGCUGGCCGAGGCGCUGGCGCAGCUCGCUCUCGACCAGCCCGAGGAUCCGAUUGAGUACGUCGGCAAGUACCUUCUCAAGUACGUUGCGAACGAGAAGAAGCGCCACGAGCGGGCGAGCGUGACCGUGCGCCGCAAGACGGACUCACAGGUGCUCGCAGAAGAGGAGGCCAAGCGCAACGAGUCGCUCCGGAAGCUCAAGCUCGCGCACGACGAAGCGCUCAUUGCGGAAAGCACCACGCGAGAGCUGCUUCAAAAGACGGACGACGUCGACAUCCUCUGCAAGCUCGUGAUCUCCAAGCUCCUCUUAGCGACCGGCGCCGAAGCGUGCUACCUCGGACGCAAAGUGAGUGAUGCCGAGGGCGCCAACUUUAUCGAAUGGUUUGCUUCGUCCGAGAACUCGACCUGCGUGCUCGGCAAGUUCAUCUCGGAAGAGACAGGCUUCACCUACGACAUUCUCCGCGAAGUCGAGGACCCGAAUGCGACGCCAGACGAAGAGGGCAACCUCCCGCCACCCGCGAUUCCAUCGUUUCUCCACGUCGAGAACGUCAUACGCGAGCCGCGCCUCAAGUACUUUGGCAUCCCGCGCAUGGGCGCGUACCUUGUUCGGGGCCUCAGAUACAACAUGUACCUCCACGACGACAUCGUCCAGCUCUCGUCCGACUCGAUCUCGACAAUCGAGAGCUGGCUCGUCAUCGCUGUCGACACGAUCGGCCAAGCGAGGCCGUUUUCCCCGGAGAACAUUGAGGCCUUUCUCAAGUGGUCGUCCGCCUUUGCUGACGCGUUUGAGCAGUACGAGAAGCGGGCGUACACGGCGCAGGUCGAGUGGAAGCGCGCCGAGGACAAGGAGGCAAAAGGAGCUCUCGAUGAGCUCCGGGACGCUGUCUCGACGAGCGACGCCCGCAUUGCGUCGGUCCUCGAGCCGAUCGAAGACGAGAACGCCAAGGCGCUGCAGGAAGCCACGAUGAAGUGCGACGCGCUCGCGACAAUCGUAGCCACCAAGUACUUGACGCAAAUCGGGAAGCUCGCCGCGUACCUCCUACCGUUCAAGCUGCCCGUGCUUCGGACGCUUUCAGCGGUCCUCCGCCUCGUCUUGGAUGCCCCCAAGGACGCGUAUUUGAGCGCCGCAACCAAGCUCCCGACGUGGGACAAGCUCCGCUUGGCACUCGAGCCCGAGACGUUUGCAUCUGCGUUCCAAGCAUUUAACGCGAUCGAGGCGCGGCCGAGCGUGACGCAAGAGGCCAAAGACCUCCUUGGCGAGACCAGCCUCGACGACGUCGAGCCUGCGGGCCCCGUCGUGAGCGCCCUCUUCAUGUGGCUACAAGCAGCAUGCGGCGUGGUCGACGCCAUCGCCGAGGCCAAGGCGCGCGAGGCCGAAGCCAAGAACGACACGUAGAUGCGUAGAUGCGUAGAGGCUGUGUAUGUACAUAUCUCGUCAAUGACGAUGCUUGCGUGCUGCCAUUAUUCGCAUGGCAUGUUGUCUCUAG
Saprolegnia diclina VS20 is the source of this 1611-nucleotide messenger RNA. RefSeq lists its product as hypothetical. Bases 69 to 1520 code for a protein of 483 amino acids. Gene Ontology annotation, cellular component: Set1C/COMPASS complex. NCBI's taxonomy places the organism in Eukaryota, Oomycota, Saprolegniomycetes, Saprolegniales, Saprolegniaceae. The record is from RefSeq and is a predicted model, not a curated record. The transcript has a single exon.